Messenger RNA from Diospyros lotus (date-plum), 1540 nucleotides. RefSeq lists its product as uncharacterized. Gene Ontology annotation, molecular function: nucleic acid binding; zinc ion binding. NCBI's taxonomy places the organism in Eukaryota, Viridiplantae, Streptophyta, Magnoliopsida, Ericales, Ebenaceae. The record is from RefSeq and is a predicted model, not a curated record. The transcript has 2 exons. The coding region runs from base 136 to 1032 and encodes 298 amino acids.
CCAAAGGGUUUAAGACACAGGCUCAUGUCUCUCUCUCUCUCUCUCUCUGUACAUUCUGUCUGUCGGGGUUUGUGGAAGAGGGGAGUGUGAUCAGGCCAGGUGGAGAUCGACGACGGAGUACACAACAACAUCAACAUGUGGAGGGGAAUGCAAUUCCGACAAGCUCAAGAGCCUAACCACCCACCACCACCACCACCAUCUCUAGAACCCUACUCCGCCCGUCUCAUGAAUACCGGUUACGUUCCCCACUACCCUGAACUCAUUUCUCUAGCCCCAAACCCUAACCGUAACAUCCCAUUCGAAUCUCUCAGCAUUGGGCUGAGGCCGCCUGGGAUGACCAAUGCUCAUCUCCAGACGGCGGAUUCCCGCGCCGCGGCGUCUUAUGCUGAUCCGUAUCUCUUCAACGCUGUGCAGAGCAGGGCACUGGAGUUGGUUCGGAACUAUGGGUCUGAUCUUCGUCACUGUAUGACUGUUGGACCAGUACCUGCAAAUGGGAUAGACCAGUUGGCUUCUGCAGACUGGAACUUGAAAUUGCAGACUAAUGCAAGACCACAUGGAAAUGGAAAUGGAACUAGGAACAGGGGCCAAAAGAAAAACAUAAUUGUGCAAUCAGCAUGGUGUGAGAUUUGCAAAGUCGAGUGUAACAGCAAGGAUGUUCUCGACACCCAUAAAAUGGGAAGGAGACACAAGAAGAACCUGGAGAAAUUAAACGCAACUGCACUUCUCCCUCCCCCUUUUGCUUGGGGAUCAACUAAUCCUGUAAUUGGACCAAAAGAAAAUCCUUUUAAUGGACAGACUGCUGCUAGUCAAGAAACUAGAAAGAGGGCACCUGCACCCAUUGAUGAUAUGGACGCAAAGAUAAGGAAGAUUUUGAAAAGUGGUACUAUGGCAGAAGCCAUCAGGACGUGCACAAUUUGUAAUGCGGUAUGCAAUAGUGAUACUGCUUUCAGUGCCCAUCUUGCAGGGCAAAAACAUGCUGCAAUGGUGAACAGCCUCAUAGAUGGUGCAGGAGGGCCUUGGAAGCACGCAUGAUUGGACAGUAAAACAGAGACUGUAAAUCAUCUAUUUUGGUUCUCGGCUGGCUGUACAUGUUUCUUCGUCUUUCAAGGUGGACUACAGUUUUAUAAGCAGUGAUGAUACAAGUAUCUUAGAUUUCAGUAAUUCUAAAAUUCAGACAGAAAAGCAAGUUAGUGUUUUGUAAUUUAGUUUUGGAUCCUGGCCAUUUCGGUGGCUGUGGGGAUCAGUUCUGGUUAAAGAUGCAAAUAUAGGAAAGCUAGCCGCAGACUUUGAAUAUCGUCACGUUAAUUGAGUUUCUUAUUUGACAACGUAUAUUCCUUCACCCCCUCGUGAAUAUUUUGUACAUGUAAAACAGUAUAAUCUGUAUAUGUAAUUAGAAGGAACCAUCUGGAACUACCUAAGGCACACGCUUAAGAUACUUGAAAAUGGAAGCUAUUUGUCUUACAGGUUAGUGAGUAUGCAACAAUGACAGGAACUGCAAUGAAAAAAGAUGCAAGAUUUAUUGCAUUAUGAAUUUAUGAUA